Helicoverpa zea (corn earworm) is the source of this 714-nucleotide messenger RNA. RefSeq lists its product as uncharacterized. The transcript has a single exon. The record is from RefSeq and is a predicted model, not a curated record. Lineage: Eukaryota; Metazoa; Arthropoda; Insecta; Lepidoptera; Noctuidae. The coding region runs from base 1 to 714 and encodes 237 amino acids.
AUGACCUGCGUGCGGCGGCAGGGGGGCUCCAUCGUGGACCUCGCCUUUGCAUCCCCUUCUUUGGCGGCCUGUGUAGUGGACUGGCGGGUGGAGCUGGUGGAGACGCUGUCCGACCACCGAUAUGUGCGGUUUGAUGUUUCCACCCCGGGCUCCCAGGGGACCCAGGAGGGUCGGUCGCACUUCCCAAGGUGGGCGCUCUCCCGCCUAGAUCGGGAGGCCGCCGUAGAGGCGGCGUUCGUCCAGGACUGGCUGUCCUCUUCUGUCGGAGUCCGUAAUGUGAACGCCACAGCGGGCCAGUUAAGGGUAUCCCUGACCGAGGUGUGCAACUCUAGCAUGCCUCGGUCUCAUCGUCCGCCACCUAGACGUGCCGUUUAUUGGUGGUCGGAGGAAUUGGGUGAUCUACGGGCCGCCUGUGUGGCAGCCAGGCGGGCCUACACAAGAAGCCGGCGGCGGCGCCUUCGCGACCUUGACAACGAGGACCGCCUCUAUGCAGCCUACAUAGAGGCUAAGUCGACACUGACGGCGCGAAUGGGCACAGCCCAGGAUUGUGCGAGGGCGGAAAUGUUUGAAGGUUUGGACAUUGACCCCUUUGGGAGGCCGUACAAGGCCGCAUGCAACAUGCGCAUUGCGCCCGUACGGUCCCCCCGUUGCCGAAACCCUCGAACCGUCUUUGCUGGAUGGGGUGGUCCAGUCCCUGUUUCCGCGCAGGGAUAA